AUGAACUUCAUAUCUACAACUGUCAUUCAUGAUGCCAACCGCACUUUCAAUGAUGUUCAAUUCUGGUCGGACCAAAGUAACCCUGCAGUGAUGGUAGAUUCCUGCGAAUGCAUCACCUACAUUAACUGCAACAAAAUACCCAUUUACCUAAUCAGUGGCAAGUCGUUUCUGAUAUUUAGUAAUGACUCUGAAACUGAGCUAUUUUUCAAGGAGAAAAUUAUCCAAGCUCCAUCAAAAAUGGACUUUAGUUGUGGUCUUUUGACCAUUGCAGGCAAAGGGAAGUGCAUUGUCUUUUAUUAUGAAAACCAGAUGAAAUGUUUACUCUUGGACUUUACCAAGUUGGAGCAGAUGAGAAACUCUCUUAAAAUUGAGGAUGCGAUUGCAAAUUCAUUUAUAAAGCCACGAACAAAUUGCCAAUCUGUACCAGCAGUCACUGCAUUCGAUAGGAUAUUAAAGAAGAAACAGGAAAGCAACCCAUUUCUCGCAGUGCAACUGAAAGCAGACAAAUCACUGCUUCUUUCUACCCAAGAGCAAAUUGGAACAGCCGUGAAUAAGAUUAUUCAAUCGGGAUUGAGAAUUCGUGGUCUAUCAGUAAACCAAACAGAGUCAAUCAAUGACAAGUUAAAGAUCAAGGAGAUAUAUCAAAUGACCUACAAAGCUACAAUGUUCUCACUCAGGAAAUUCAAUUACAGUUUCAACAAGAGAGCAGAGUCGGAAAAGAUACAGGUGUCAUGGAGCGAUUUACAGGAAACAGUUGAAAAUUUGUUGCAUCUAUUCAUCGACUUGGAUUAG
Molecule: messenger RNA, 792 nt
Organism: Lodderomyces margitis
Lineage: Eukaryota; Fungi; Ascomycota; Pichiomycetes; Serinales; Debaryomycetaceae
Exons: 1
Coding region: 1-792 (263 amino acids)
Source: RefSeq, a predicted model, not a curated record